GCUGCCCCCCUUCUCCUUCUUCUUGUAAUCCUGUAGGCUUUGAAUUUUGCAUUGCGCCUGGCUUCUUCGCCUCCACCCUGCGUCCAUGCAUGCAAAGCAGCACUGCCCUCAUUACUUCCCAAUUACUCCUCUAGCCAGUCGUGUCUCACUCUCCCCGUCUUCUACCUCCUCGCAUUCGAUUGUCAUUCUCAGUUUCUCACUCUAGCUAGUCUAGUAGUACCAAUAUCUAUCAGCAAGCAAGCAACCAUCUGUUCGUGUUCAGUAAUCUUCUUCUCUGCAUUUCUUUUGCCCCUGCAAUUUCCAUCACACCAACCACCGGCCGGCCGCACCAUAUUUGUUUCUCUCUCUCAUCUCACCACAAUCCAAAAUUUCCCUCACACCGACCGAACCAUCCACCGCUCUUCACUUUCCGAGCAAGCAUAUCCAAUCUUUGCAACCACAUUGUUGCCCCUCAACAUCCUCCCCCCUUCCUUUUGCAACCGAUCACCCACCCGAAUCAACUUUCUCUUUCCAGCAAGCACUACCGUGUCGAAAAUCCGACAAAGCUUGAUGCUGUGUGCGCCGUAGAAUCCGACGUUUCCGGCUUAAUUACCCGAGGUCGCUGCAGAGAUCCGCCAAUUUUGAGAGGACGAAGAAGGUGUACCGGCAGCUCCCACUGAUGUCGGACUCGGAGCUGUCCCAGAGCACGGUGGUGUUCGGGCUCCGCAUGUGGGUGCUCGUGGGCAUCGCCGUCGGCGCCGCCUUCGUGCUGCUCCUUGUCGUCAUCUCCCUGCUCUGCUUCCUCGCCUCGCGCCGGCGGCGGCAGCGGAGGCCGACUGCCCCUGUCCACCACCUCCCCGUCUCCGCUCCUCCGAAGGACGCCGCCAAGGUCAAGGCCUCAAAGGACAUCCAAGAAGUCCCCUCCCGCUCCGUGGCCGCCGCCACGAAGAUGCCACUCGCGCAGGUACUUCAGUUCCCCAUGGCCCCGCCUUCCGGGCCCGUUCAGACAGCCACCGUCAAGGAGCACCGCACGACGUACCCGGAGGAGCCCCCGCACCACAGCCACCGGAGCGACGGCGGACCGUCGUCGCAGGGCAGCAGCAGCGAGAGCCGCAACGGCGCGGCGGACCACGCGCCGCCGGCGAUGCCGGAGGUGUCUCACCUGGGGUGGGGCCACUGGUACACGCUCAAGGAGCUGGAGACGGCUACAGGAAUGUUCGCGGACGAGAACGUGAUCGGCGAGGGCGGGUACGGGAUCGUGUACCACGGUGUGCUCGAGAACGGCACGCAGGUCGGUGUCAAGAACUUGCUCAACAACAGGGGGCAGGCAGAGAAAGAAUUCAAGGUGGAGGUUGAAGCAAUUGGCCGUGUUCGGCACAAGAACCUCGUGCGCCUUCUAGGAUACUGUGCCGAGGGGAAUCAGAGGAUGCUCGUGUACGAGUAUGUUGACAACGGGAACUUGGAACAAUGGCUCCAUGGGGAUGUUGGUCCUGUAAGCCCUCUUACAUGGGAACAUAGGAUGAAGAUCAUACUAGGAACAGCAAAAGGACUAAUGUAUUUGCACGAGGGGCUUGAGCCAAAGGUGGUUCACCGGGACGUCAAGUCAAGCAACAUUCUUCUCGAUAAGAACUGGAAUGCUAAGCUCUCUGAUUUUGGACUUGCAAAACUCUUAGGCUCAGAGAACAGCUAUGUAACUACACGAGUUAUGGGAACUUUCGGGUACGUUGCUCCGGAGUAUGCGGGGACCGGGAUGUUAAAUGAAACAAGCGAUGUGUAUAGUUUUGGGAUUCUUAUUAUGGAGAUAAUAUGUGGUAGAGUACCAGUGGAUUAUAACAGGCCACCUGGAGAGGUAAACUUAGUUGAUUGGUUGAAGACAAUGGUAAGCACCAGAAAUUCUGAGGGGGUGGUGGAUCCGAAAAUGCCCCAGAAGCCUACCUCUAGAGCAGUGAAGAAGGCUCUGCUGGUGGCGCUGCGAUGUGUGGACCCUGAUGCUUCCAAGAGGCCAAAGAUUGGCCAGAUCAUUCACAUGCUUGAAGUUGACGAUUUCCCCUACAACAGAGAUGAACGCCGAGGCGGUAGAGCUCCUGCGCAGGCAAGGUUGCCCGAGCAACCAACUAACAGAACAGGGGAAGGCGAAAUGGACAGAACUUUGGACAAUGGCGAUCAACCUUUCAGAUGGAAAAACAAUGUAGCCUAGGUAUUCGUCCAAUUACCAAAUCAAUGUAAAAUCCCAUGAAUAUCUGAAUAGCGAUAGUAUCUGGUGAAGCCGCAAGCUGCCCUCAGUUUGGUGGAGAUAAUGACAUCAUCUGUAUAUGUCGUCAAAGUAACGCAAUAGCACUAGUGUUAAUUCCCUUGUUAUUUAUCCAACUGGAGAUGAUCUUGCGUCGUAAA
Molecule: messenger RNA, 2370 nt
Organism: Lolium perenne
Lineage: Eukaryota; Viridiplantae; Streptophyta; Magnoliopsida; Poales; Poaceae
Product: probable serine/threonine-protein kinase At1g01540
Biological process (GO): protein phosphorylation
Molecular function (GO): protein kinase activity; ATP binding
Source: RefSeq, a predicted model, not a curated record